Messenger RNA from Quercus lobata, 2230 nucleotides. It is a transcript of the gene SUB1, whose product is annotated as calcium ion binding protein. Bases 313 to 1995 code for a protein of 560 amino acids. The record is from RefSeq and is a predicted model, not a curated record. NCBI's taxonomy places the organism in Eukaryota, Viridiplantae, Streptophyta, Magnoliopsida, Fagales, Fagaceae. The transcript has a single exon. Gene Ontology annotation, cellular component: Golgi apparatus.
CACAGUCCUUUCCUUUGGCAGCUUGGCUUCUUAACAUAUUACUCCAAACAAAAGUACAAACAGACAGAUCUCCAUAACAUACCAGACAUCCACAAGUGUGUAAUCAAAGUCAUCUCUGCCAAAGACCCAUCAGAUCUCCGUUUUCAGCUGUAAGUGAAAACCCUUACCCAAUUUCUCUCUUUUUCACUUAAAGUUCCAAACUUUAUUUCGUUCUUGCACUAGUUUCAAGAUCUGAUUGCUCACUGAAUCAAGAAACUGAAAAGGGUAUUUGGGUUUUUUUUUCUCUAAAAAGUGGAGAAAACUUAAAACCCCAUGAAAGACUCAAAUCCAAGCACUGAGCCCAUUGGGCAAAACCUAAUAAAACUGAUAAGCAAUCUGUGUUUCUCAGUGUUUGUGUUCUCAGUACUUAUAAUUACAGUAAUUGCCAUCACUUACCAGCCUCCAGAUCCAUGGCUUGAGUCUGCUCCGGCUCUGACCAAGCUUUUCACUGAAUCUGAGAAUGCCACUUUCCAAAAUGACAACUCUAUCCUCAAAACUGGGGAAGAUUUGACUCUUGGGAAGGCAGAGUCACCGGCUUCUGGGCCGGUGGGCUUCUCAAUCACCGAGGAGGUGAUUGAGAAAACUGAAGAGAGAAUUGCCAAUUUGACACCGAAAUCUGAUUCGGGUUGUGAUGAAUCACGGGUCUUGAACUGUUCUGAUCCCCGGGUUUUGCUUGCGGUUGAGAAGUUCAAUUUGAGGGUUUUUAAGUCUAUUGUGUUUUUGGAUUAUCAGACUCCACUUAAUGGGUCAAAAGAGGAAGAGUGUGAUGUGUCUUGGAGGUUUAGGAAUAAAAAAGAGAAGUCUUGGAGGAAGUAUAGGGAUUUUAGGAGGUUUAGGUUUGGGGUUGGAGAGAAUUGUACAUAUAAAGUGGUGCAUGCGGGUGGGUGGCAUUCGGGUAUUAAUGCCCGACGGUCUAGGAGUAGAAUCAGUAAUGCCACGAAGGGCAGACCAAGCAGUCCCAAGAUUGCCCCGCCGGUCCAGGAUGAGGAGAUCAAUGACACGAUCCCGAGUUUGGGGUCAGAGAUGAAUUUUAGAAAGGGGAAGUAUUUGUACUAUUCGCGUGGAGGGGAUUACUGUAAGGGAAUGAAUCAUUACCUUUGGAGUUUGUUGUGUGGCUUAGGGGAGGCUAUGUAUUUGAAUAGGACGUUUGUGAUGGAUUUGAAUAUGUGCUUGGCAGCAACUUAUAAUCCGAGUAAUAAAGAUGAGGAGGGAAAGGAUUUUCGGUACUAUUUUGACUUUGAGCAUCUUAAGGAGGUGGCAUCAAUUGUGGAAGAGGAUGUGUUUUUGAGAGGUUGGAAGAAAUGGGAUCGGAGCCAUAAGAGGAAACUGCCUGUUAGGAAGGUUGUGAGCCAUAAGAUGACACCGAUGCAACUCAAGAAAGAUAAGAACACGGUGAUAUGGAGGCAGUUUGAUGCUCCAGAGCCGGAGAAUUAUUGGUAUAGAGUAUGUGAAGGGCAGGCUGCAAACUACAUCCAGAGGCCAUGGCAUGCUAUUUGGAAAUCAAAGAGAUUGAUGAACAUUGUUUCAGAAAUCAGUGGGAAUCUGGACUGGGAUUUUGAUGCAGUUCAUGUAGUUCGAGGGGAGAAGGCACAGAAUAAAGAGCUUUGGCCUCAUUUGAAUUCUGAUACAUCCCCUGAAGCAAUCCUUGCAAAGCUUAAAGAGAUUAUUCAGCCUUGGAGGAAUCUGUAUAUAGCCACCAAUGAACCAUUUUACAAUUAUUUUGAUAAAUUGAGGUCUCAGUAUAAGGUCCAUUUGCUUGAUGAUUACAAGGAAUUGUGGGGAAAUAAAAGUGAGUGGUACAAUGAGACGAUGAUUCUAAAUAAUGGACGACCGGUUGAGUUUGAUGGGUACAUGAGAGUUGAGGUGGAUACUGAGGUCCUUUAUAGGGCAAAGACACGUGUGGAAACCUUCUACAAUUUGACCAAAGAUUGCAAGGAUGGAAUUAAUACUUGCUGAACAGGUUGGGUAAUACCCUAAUGCAUCUUUACUUGAAUUGAAUCAUGCUUUUACUUCUUUGACUCAGUUUCAGAAUGAUACUUUUGAGUCAAUUCAGGUUUCUUUGUAUUUUAAUGUUCUUUUAUUGUAUUGAUGAACCUUCUCUAUGACUAGCCCAUAUGUGUACCAUAGAUUCAACUUAUUGGAAUGUGCACUCUAAUUUUUUUCAAUACCAACUGUUGAGUUUUUAUCUUUU